AAACUGGACUUUUACCUCAUUAAAAACAGCAUACCGGAGGUGUUAUCACAAACUGCAGAUGUCGCACAUCUCCCAUGAGAUUUCUGCACCUCUCGUAUCAACUUGUCAGACGGCCCCAGUCUCGCGCUAUUUAUGAAGGGCUCUCCCUGUGGGUGUCACACAGGUCUGAUGCUGCAGCAGCUGCUGCUUCCUGUAUUGAAGCACCACCACCAGACAGAGCCAAAGCCCUUUUCGCUUCAGCGCCCCACACCCCGAACCGAAACACGGAGGAAUUUGUAGCUCGGACGCCGCCGUCCUGCGGAGGGAAGACAGCCGAGUCGGUCUCCCGGUGUAGCUGCCGGUAAAACCGAGGCGGCCCGUUGUCUUGUGAAAGCCGAGAAGCGAGGGGCUGCACGUUAGGACCGAGAGACGCAGGGCACGAUUUUUCCUGGAGCUGGUGCUAGCUAGUAGCGGCUAGGUGGCUAAUGGCUAGUAGCAGCAGGUAGAUCCAAGCCAGAAGAAGCUAGAAAAUAGAAAUGUGUUCACUCCGACAGCUAUAGAUGCACCGGAAAACGACCUGACGAUUUUCCCUGAUAGCUGACUGACAUGCUACCGAGAGUGUACUAACUUUGCUAACGUUAGCUAGCCAAGUUACUAGCCACCAAGAGCUGAUCCUGUUGCUUUUUUAGAUUGAGUUGCGAGGAGGGAAAAGGCUACAUUAGCAGCUUCCUAGCUCACUGCAGGUUAGUGUAUCAUUUGUGAGAGUCGUUUAGUGUAAUAAUCAAAAUGCCUGCUAAAAGAAGACCCGUUCCCCUGAACAUUAUGCCCAUCGGGGAGGGACAGGCCACCUCAAACACCAUUGAUGCUGCAUCUGAAGCCAACCUUGAGGCCUUACAAAAGAAACUGGGUGAGCUGGACUUGGACGAGCAACAGAGGAAACGACUGGAGGCCUUUCUCACCCAGAAAGCUCAGGUUGGGGAGCUGAAGGAUGAGGAUUUUGACCCCAUAUGUGAGCUGGGCGCUGGCAACGGAGGAGUGGUCAACAAGGUCCGCCACAAACCCUCGGGUCUGGUCAUGGCUCGCAAGCUUAUCCACCUGGAAAUCAAGCCUGCCAUCAGAAACCAGAUUAUCAGAGAGCUGCAGGUGCUGCAUGAAUGCAACUCCCCCUACAUUGUGGGCUUCUAUGGGGCCUUUUACAGCGAUGGAGAGAUCAGCAUCUGUAUGGAGCACAUGGAUGGUGGAUCCUUGGACCAGGUCCUGAAGGAAGCCAGAAGAAUCCCAGAAGAAAUCCUGGGGAAAGUUAGCAUAGCUGUAUUGAGGGGAUUAGCCUAUCUGCGUGAGAAGCACCAGAUCAUGCACAGAGAUGUCAAGCCCUCCAACAUCCUGGUCAACUCUCGCGGGGAGAUCAAGCUGUGCGACUUUGGUGUGAGCGGCCAGCUCAUAGAUUCCAUGGCCAACUCCUUUGUUGGAACGCGUUCCUACAUGUCGCCGGAGAGACUGCAGGGCACUCACUACUCGGUUCAGUCUGACGUAUGGAGCAUGGGUCUGUCACUGGUGGAGCUGGCGAUUGGCCGCUACCCCAUCCCCCCACCAGACGCCAAAGAGCUGGAGGCCAUCUUCGGACGGGCCAUCAUCGACGGGGCCGAGGGAGAGCCUCACAGCAACAUGCAGAGGCCCAGACCACCAGGCAGGCCUGGGAGCGGACAUGGGAUGGACAGUAGACCUGCUAUGGCCAUAUUCGAACUUUUGGAUUACAUCGUGAAUGAGCCGCCCCCUAAACUGCCACAUGGAGUCUUCACCAAUGACUUCCAGGACUUUGUGACAAAAUGUUUGAUCAAAAACCCAGCUGAGAGGGCAGAUCUGAAGAAGCUGAUGAGUCACACGUUCAUCAAACGAUCAGAGGUGGAGGAGGUGGACUUUGCCGGCUGGUUGUGCAAAACCAUGGGCCUCAACCAGCCCAGUACUCCGACCCGCGGCACUGAGUGAACAGUCCCCCCCACUGCCCUGACACACCUCUGGGUCUUGCUUGCAUACACAUAACUAUACCGCACAUACACGUACACAAGCCAUCACACACAUUGGCACUUUUUCAUCUUGCUCUUGGGUAAAAAGGUUUUGCCCCCUCCCUCCCUUCCUCUCUCCCCAAAUUAUUUCCUCACCAGCAGCAGGGCCCGUUGAGUCAUUGUACUGUAAAACCACAGCUUCACCAUGCCAGUGUCAAAGAGUAGCCACAGAUCACUUUUCCGCACUGCUACAGAGGAUGUAAAGCACUGAAGGGCUGCCAGUGCGUCAGCUGAAUUUGCAUUGAUUGACUUCUUUUGUAUUGUUGAAUAUUCUGUAUUAAUCUUUUCUAUGGCAACAGAUGAUGGCUUGUGGGACUUGUAUUUUAAUAAAUUACCUGCUGUAGAGAUUUCCGAACUAAUCCGAACUCGUCACCUACUCGCAAAUUCCAAAUUGGGUUUUAUCGAAGGUGAAUGCAGCUGUUUUGAUUUAAAAUCCCUUUGUCACACUUAUUCAUGCUAAAGCGUUCUCUGCAGAGACCUUGUAGUUACCUCCGAUAUAAGAAUCAAAUUUGUUAGUGGAGAGUGCAAGACAAAUGGGCGUGUAAGGAGUCAUUUUCACUUUCUGGCAAAUGGGCGAUUGCUCUAAAGAUAACUUUGUGAACAAUGUCACAAACCAAAGAGGGUACUCACGACUUAACGUUUUUCAAUGCCUGAUCAGUUUUUUUCUGUAUGCACAUUCAUGAACAGUAUAUCAGUGUACUUUGAAUGUUUUGAUUUCUUUUUUUCUUUCAUUCAGUGAUCUACACUCUGAUUGUGUUGACAUUGUUUCCUCAGCACACAUUUCAAUACGCAUCCCACAUUGUGUCUCUCACACGGGAGGAGGCAUCACGCUGUGGAGACCUGAUAUAUGCCAGAAUGUCGUUAUUGACAUUGAGAAAACAAUGAUCAAAAUGUAUUCAUGGGAUGAUAUAGCAUGGUUUAUUAUCUUUCUAAUACUGUAUGUGUAUUUUAUUUCCCAAGAUCAUGAUGGGUAUGAUUAGCUGGUGUUUUUAUCAAAAGCCUGAAUCUCUGUAAUGUCAAUAUGAAUUUUCAAUCACGUUGACUAAUUUAACUUUUUUUUUCUCUUUGUUGUUGGUCUGUACUUCCCUCCCCUGAAGUGUAUUUGGUUAUGUUUUCACUGUACUGCUACGUGUGGCGCUCCAAGCUUUCUCUUGGGACACAACCAGCCUAGAGACGUGCUUUUGGAAACGACUUGGGUUGAAAUACAUUUGAAAACCUGUUUCCCUGUGAUUUAACCCGGCAAAUUGUGGUGAAAAAUACAACCCAACAUUGAGUGGCACUUCAGUAGUACAAAGGGUUUGACUGAACAUUUUAACCCAGGUCAGUGUUGGUCACAUGGUGGUGGUGUUACUUGCUAGCCUGCCGUCUUGCUAGAGCUCUUGUAUUCUCUCUGCUUAUGGCUGCCCUUUCUUAUUCCCCAAAAAAUGUGCAUUCGUUCAGAGCAAAAAUGAAUGCAUUGUCACUUGUAUGUGUACAAAGCUAUAUACAAAAAUUACAGGAGUACUAUUUUGCAGUCUUAAUAUACAAAUUUUUGAUUUAUGUAAAUGACAAGGGAGAAGAGUCAUUUUAUUAUAAUAUAAAAAUGUGUUGGAUAUGGUUAUAAUGUAUAAAAAGAUUAAAAUAAAACUUAUUUGUGAAUGUA
Molecule: messenger RNA, 3684 nt
Organism: Epinephelus fuscoguttatus (brown-marbled grouper)
Lineage: Eukaryota; Metazoa; Chordata; Actinopteri; Perciformes; Serranidae
Gene: map2k2a
Product: mitogen-activated protein kinase kinase 2a
Exons: 11
Coding region: 766-1965 (399 amino acids)
Biological process (GO): protein phosphorylation
Molecular function (GO): ATP binding; protein kinase activity
Source: RefSeq, a predicted model, not a curated record